AUGUUUCCAUGUCCCACCUGCUCACCUACAGCCAACAACACCUACCUACUCGACAGAGCUCUAACAGCAGUGAUCCAAACACAGCAGACUGUGCUGGCAGCAGUGGGAGAAGAUGCUGAAUUCAGCUGUCAGCUCUUGGAGACUAAAGACGUCCUUCAGGUCACAUGGCAGAAAAGCUCACAUCAUGGGGAGGCAAAUGUUGCCACCUACAGCAAGCACUUUGGUCAGAGAGUGAAUGAGGGCUUUACAGAUAAAUUUGAGUUUAAAUAUACUGGACUACAGAACUGCUCCAUAGUCAUCAGGAAUGUGAUGGAGCAAGAUGAAGGCUGCUAUCCAUGUCUGUUUAAUACUUACCCUGAAGGUUCCUUCACAGGUAAACCCUGCCUCCAAGUCUAUGAGCUGCAUGACCCUGUUGUUGAUGUCAGACAGUCAAACUCUACUGAAGAGUGGGUUGUUUCCUGUUCAGCCACUGGUCGACCUGCUCCCACUUUAACACUCAGUGUCUCACAACAACACCUCAACUUGUCACUGUACAACACUGUCAGUGUGUCCAACACCAACGCUACAUUCACUGUCACCACUACAGCUGUGCUCUCAGGUUCACGUAACCACAGCACACAGGUGGGAUGUGCAGCACGAGUGCUCUCUGCUCCUCACAGAGAGGUGAUGGUGACGAUUCCUAAUGAUGGAGAUGACGAUGAUGAUCUUAAUGAGAAAUCAGGAUCUAAUCCCAGAAAUUUAGGAAUCAGGAUUUCAGUCAUUCUGUCCUCUGUGGUGUUGGUGGCCUGUGCUCCUGCAUUCAUCUUUGUUGGGUAUAAAAAGAAACCUCAGAGCAGGUACUCGUCAUAA
Pelmatolapia mariae (spotted tilapia) is the source of this 849-nucleotide messenger RNA. Its product is annotated as OX-2 membrane glycoprotein-like. NCBI's taxonomy places the organism in Eukaryota, Metazoa, Chordata, Actinopteri, Cichliformes, Cichlidae. The coding region runs from base 1 to 849 and encodes 282 amino acids. Gene Ontology annotation, molecular function: cell-cell adhesion mediator activity. The record is from RefSeq and is a predicted model, not a curated record. Gene Ontology annotation, cellular component: neuronal cell body; axon; cell surface. Gene Ontology annotation, biological process: heterotypic cell-cell adhesion; negative regulation of neuroinflammatory response. The transcript is spliced from 5 exons.